This is a messenger RNA of Cryphonectria parasitica EP155, 1857 nucleotides long. Its product is annotated as MFS general substrate transporter. Gene Ontology annotation, cellular component: fungal-type vacuole membrane. The record is from RefSeq and is a predicted model, not a curated record. NCBI's taxonomy places the organism in Eukaryota, Fungi, Ascomycota, Sordariomycetes, Diaporthales, Cryphonectriaceae. The transcript has 3 exons. Gene Ontology annotation, biological process: transmembrane transport; basic amino acid transport. Gene Ontology annotation, molecular function: basic amino acid transmembrane transporter activity. Bases 1 to 1857 code for a protein of 618 amino acids.
AUGUACGCCGGCUACAAACAUGCGAGAAGAAAGUAUCAGGAGCGACAAGCCAGGCAGGCUGGCGAGGCCCAAGGCCAGGAAUAUGGGCUCGCCCCUCCCAUAGGAGAGCAGAUCCAGCUUGGGCCGGCCGACCGUGGUGAGCCCAAUGUCCAGAAACUCACGCUCGAGGAGAAGGCCGAGAAGCGAAGAAGACGUAAUUACCGGUUCAAGGUCGUCUUUGGCCUCGCACUGCCAUUCAUGCUCCAGGCCCUUGACACGACCAUUGUGGCAGCUGCGUUGCCUACCAUUGCUCAGGAAUUCAGUACCGUCUCCCAGCAAAACUGGAUCAUCUCCGCCUUCAACCUCACGGCCGCGGCCUUCCUCCCCUUCUGGGCCCAAGCAGCCGACAUCUUUGGGCGCCACACCACGAUCCAGGUGACGGUGAUCCUCAUGAUGAUCGGGUCGGCCAUCUGCACAGGGGCACCGACCCACGCCUUCCCGGCGCUCCUGGUCGGGCGCGCCGUGCAGGGCGUGGGCGCGGCCGGCGUCAACAUCUGCGUGCGCACCAUCCUCGCCGACAAGGUCAGCCUGGCCGACUACGCGCUCAACUGGACCCUCUUCGCCGUCAUCUCGGCCGUCGGCUACACCGUGGGGCCCGUCAUCGGCGGCUACCUGACCGAGGACACCUGGCGCUGGUGCUUCGCCAUCAACCUGCCCGUCGCCGCGCUCGCCGUCGUCUCCGUCCUGCUCAUCCUGCGCAAGGAGCUGCUGGGCCCACAGCCGCUGCCCGAGCUGGCCGCCGCCGCCGCCGCCGCCUCCUACGAAGGGGGGUCCACGGCCCGGGGCGCCCGCCGCGCCCGCCUGCUCGUGCGCAUCGGCACCAUCGACUUUGUCGGCCAGCUGCUGUUCCUCUUCGGCCUGGGCCUCGUCAUCCUCGCCCUGACGUGGGCGGGCAACGGCCAGUCGGGCACGUACAGGUGGGACUCGGCCCAGGUGCUGGCCCCGCUGGUCGUCGGCGUGGUGCUGACGGCGCUGUGGUUUGCCUUUGAGUACAGCAUGGCGCCCGGGCGGGCCAUGUCGCGCGUCUUCACCAGGCAGCGGCCCAUGAUGCCGUGGAAGCUGUUUGAGAACAAGGACAUCGCCAUCCUGUUCUAUGUCAACUUCAGCUAUGGCAUGUGCCUGUAUGCCGUCAUGUACUUUAUGGAUUACUACUUCCAGUAUGUCCGGGGCCAGAGCGCAAGCAACGCCGGGCAAGCGCUGUUGUACUUUUUGCCAGGACUUGGAGUCGGCGCCUACGUUGCCGUCUUCAUGCUCAACCGGUUCCCGCGGCAGACCCUCUACCCGAUCAAGCUCGGCGCUGUCACCUCGGCCGUCGGCGUGACGAUGCUCUCUCAGGCCAUUUUAAAGAACAACGUCAACCUGGUGUACGGCAUGAUGGCGCUGGCGGGCUUCGGCGUGGGCGCCAGCAUGAGCCCGAGCACGACGCACGGCCUGGCCCAGCUGCCCGCCAAUACAGCCCAGAUCACCUGCGUGUUCGCGUUUGCGAUGCCCUUUGGCGGCGCCUUGGGUGUGACGAUUAUGAACACCGUGUGGAACAACAAGCUGGGCCCCAACGACGAGUACGUGCAGAGCGCCAUCGCGUAUGCGUACUACGCCAUCCUGCCGUUCCUGUGGUUGAGCGUGCUGUCGACCUGGUUCUUGGGUAACGUGUGGGUCAAGAAGGACGGCCACCAUGAGGUGGUGAUGGGUCCAUACCUGUUGACCCUGCUUAGGGGGAAGAAGCCGGUCAAGGAGACGAGGGCGCGCGGUGGUGGUGACUGGUCCAGCACGCCGGCCCAGGAGUGGCAGAAGGAGGGCCAAACUGCCGAGCCUGUCUGA